AUGCCCAACAAUCCCAGUCCACCCUCAAUUGCAACCGCAACCGCAACACCCAUAAUAACCACCCCCCAACAACCCCCAUCGCAAUCGCAACAACAACAGCAGCAGCAGCAGCAACAAUGGCACGACAAAUCCUCUGCGCCCCCGACUACCCUCCUGCCGACGUGUCUCGCGUCCACGUAUUUUGCGCUGCAUACGGCCUGCACGCUUGGUGUUUAUGCGGGGCGGUUUGAGAAACUCGUGGAUGAUCCGGUGAAUGAGUUGGCGGCGAGAUUGCCGGUGCAGGUGCUUGCGCAGGUGGUUUUUGCGGUGCUUUGUUUGAGGCCGGGUGGUGCUGGUGCUGGUGCUGUUACGGGGGGAGGUGGGGAGUUGGGGGGUGCGAGUGGGAGUGGGAGUUCGAGUUCGAGUUCGAGUUCAAGAUCGAAGGGUGGACGGCGGAGGGGAGGUGCUGGUGCUGGAGGAGCUGGAGGUAUCACAGGAAGUGGAAAUACCGCGACGAAUGGCUAUGUUGGUUGGAAACGGGUUAUUCCCGCCCUACUCUCCCUAACACUAACAGCCACCCUCGCGACCCCCAUCUUCGCCAUCCUGCUCGUCCUCUUCGGCGCCCCCUUCACCACCCACCACAUGCAGACGCUGCUGUGCGCGGCCCACAUGGCCAUCCUGGCGUCUACGGGCAUGGUCUACGUUCAUGGUCUGGAUGGCGCCGUCUGGAAGGAGGUCUGGGGUAUUCGGAGGCCCGGGGAUGUGGUGGAUCGUCCGUGGCAGGCAUACCCCAUCACCAUCCUCACGGGCGCGUAUCUCGGCUGGGCGGUCGGGAUGAUUCUCGGGAUGACGGUGUUGUUUGGGAAGAGGAUACGGUUUGUUGAGGAGGAAGGGUUGGCUGGGACUGUGGCUGAUGCUAAUGCUAAGGUGGAGGAGGUGAAGAAGGUUGAGUAG
Molecule: messenger RNA, 933 nt
Organism: Aspergillus heteromorphus CBS 117.55
Lineage: Eukaryota; Fungi; Ascomycota; Eurotiomycetes; Eurotiales; Aspergillaceae
Exons: 3
Coding region: 1-933 (310 amino acids)
Biological process (GO): GPI anchor biosynthetic process
Cellular component (GO): endoplasmic reticulum membrane
Source: RefSeq, a predicted model, not a curated record